Portunus trituberculatus (swimming crab) is the source of this 10807-nucleotide messenger RNA. RefSeq lists its product as uncharacterized. Gene Ontology annotation, cellular component: plasma membrane; postsynaptic membrane. Bases 718 to 6174 code for a protein of 1818 amino acids. The transcript is spliced from 15 exons. Gene Ontology annotation, molecular function: NMDA glutamate receptor activity; transmitter-gated monoatomic ion channel activity involved in regulation of postsynaptic membrane potential. NCBI's taxonomy places the organism in Eukaryota, Metazoa, Arthropoda, Malacostraca, Decapoda, Portunidae. The record is from RefSeq and is a predicted model, not a curated record. Gene Ontology annotation, biological process: ionotropic glutamate receptor signaling pathway; monoatomic ion transport; modulation of chemical synaptic transmission.
CUGUAGCCAGUGUGUCAUGCGAGUGGGGAAGCCGUGACCUUUGACCUUUAAGUGGUGACGUCAUCAUUUCGGAUUCUAACAGGUGUCCUACGGAUUAGUGGCUCCGGGCGCGCGGGCUUAUGAAGGGGCAGCCUCCGAGGGACCAAGAGCGCUGGGCGUGUUCCUUCAUAUAGUUCCUCGUCUUCAGGAGUCCGGUGACGUCGCAUCCCCGUCCUCUGCUCCCCGUACCUCUUCACAAGGCAAUCUUUUAGUGUCUGGCCUUAGCAGAGAGUGAAGUUACGCUGAAGCCAAAGUUUUGUGAUUUUUUUAUUCUGUUAAUACGUGUCAUCUGUACUGCGGCAUUCACCUGCCACGUUAAUCUUAUAUCGGUAAUGGAAUCUGAAGAAUUGCUUUUGUACACUGCUGGAACUUACGCGGCUCCCUCAAGGAUUCCCUGGCUCUAAAAGAUGAGUAUCACCACUUUAAGCACUUUGAGAAUGAUGGUGUAAAGGCCGGGGAUAAGGUAGGAAUGGAGGUGAGUCGUGAAGGCAGUGAGAGUUAAAGGUGCACGGGAACACAGAUGUAUGCUCGGACAGUUCCCGAGCUCUCCCGCACACUACCUUCCUCUCCACCUGACCUUAACUGACCUGAAAUGACCUGGAGACGACCCAAGGUGUUCCUUCCAGUCAAUAAGAUUAUGCUCAACUGGAAACUACUCCAACUGGUCUCUUCGCUGUCAUGAGGCGUCUUCUCGUCCUCCUCUUCUCCACGUUUAUACUCUUAUCCACUGCUUCUGCUGCUUCUGCUGUUGGAGGCAGAGGUGGAGGACGAAGGCUCCCUGACGACCACCAGAAUGGGUCACAAAGGUCAAACACGCCACCGGAAAGAGAGAGACGCCCGGGGACCCACGCAGCCCCGUCACCCAACACCGGCCUGGCACCCCCAUCCCACGCAGCGCUGAAGAUCUCCGAGCACAACGGUCUGCCUACCACCGUCGAUUCCUCCUCUGCGACCAUCCACCUCAACACCCGCCUCUUCCAGACAGUGAGGAAGGAAAUCACCACUACCAUCUCGUUACCUACAGUCUUCAGCCCGGCAAGCGACGCGCUUCUUCAGGAAAAAGAUCACAAUACCCUAAGCAAGCCACAUGCUCCGACGUCGCCUGCCACCUCCACUACCCCCGUCCCGAAGAACACCACGCCCCCAGUGUAUCGCCUCGGGGCGGUGUUCGAGCCGGAACACAUCCAGAGCCUUUCCUCUGUUUUCUUUCAGUCGCUGCAAGAACAAAACCGCCUUCUCGGUGGCCUCUUCCGCUUGGAGGGAGUUGCCAUAGAGACCCCCAUGCUCACCCUCAGCUCCCUCAAAGGUACCUGCGAGACGUUGCAACGUGAAAAUGUGUCUGUCGGUCUGGCGGUGGGUGUGACCCAGAGCAUCUACGCUUCCGGCACCCUGGCGUCCCUGGCCGGGGUGUCCCUCAUUGCCAGGACCAUCAGGGGCUACAGGGACGACACUCUCAAGAACCUGCUGCCUGACCUGGUGGUGGCCAACCCGCGACUGUCUGACUUAUGGGGAGCCGCCACGUCAUUCAUCUCAACCCUUGAUUGGUACCAGCCCAUUCUCAUCCACGAUGACUCGCCUCAAGCUCUCCAGCUGGCCCACAUCGCCUCCAGGGAUACCAAGUACGACACCGUGGGCCUCUCCCUCUCCGCCAAUCUCCCGAGACACCACUUCCAGAACCGGCUGAGCGGGAUCCUCCACACGGUGCGGAGACUCAUCUUCGUCUCCGGCACCGUCAACUUUGUGAAGGUGGUGUUCAGCCACGGCGAGGACCUGGACAUGUUCAACGGGGAAUAUAUCUGGAUCUUGCUUGACAUUCCCCUUCCAGGAAACCUCUCGGAAUCCCUGCGUCCAGGCCUCCUCAGUCUUCGCCCAGACUAUUUACGAACCCCCCAAAGACAGUUACUUAUAAACUUUGUUAAGUCGUCAAUAUCUGUGAUAUCGGAGUUUUUCAAAGAAACUAACAUGACGUCGUCAGUCGCCGUGCUGUCGCCGUCAGCGCCUACACAGUGUCAAGUGCCUUACAGGAAUCUGUCCACGAGUCAGUUUGAAUUACACAGACAACUCAAAGAGAAGCUAGAAUCAAGCAGAAUAUCUCAGAGAUCAUUACCAGGUGUGACUCCUUUUUUCCACGUGGAGAACCUGGUCAAAACGGGUGCCAGUACCCAGUGGAAGCGGGUUGGGUACAUCAACGGGUCGGAGGUGCAGAUCAACGCUAUUUUCUGGCCCGGGAGGGGAUACAAGGGCGUCUCGGAGCAGAACAAGAGGCUACGGGUGGCGCUAGCAGAGGCCCCGCCCUUCGUCAUGACCUCUUCCCUCAUCGAGAACGCCACCUGCCUAUUGGGGAUCAUCUGCCUAAGAGUGUUCUCGCCGGAGGUAGCGGCAACCUUCGCGGACAUGGAGCGGGAGGUAGUGAACGCCUCCAGGGGUUACGAGGUGGUAUGCUGCAGCGGCCUCUCCGUCGACCUUAUGAUCAACGUGGCCACUGACCUUGAAAUUGAGCUGCAGGUGUAUUUGGUGAUGGACGGCACCUUUGGGGCGCCGCGCACCACUGGCUGGACGGGCAUCGUUGGCGACUUGCUCGACGGUUCAGCUGAUCUUUCCUUCGCGCCACUCUCCGUCACCGCCCAGAGAGCAAGACAUCUCGACUUCUCUGAUCCUUACUUCUUCUCCUCCAUGUCCAUUCUCUCAUCUACCAAACAAAUGGAGGUACCGCUGCUGGCCUUCCUGGUUCCCUUCAGCCCAGAACUGUGGAUCGCUAUAUUCGUCUCCCUCAACAUCACUGCCUUCAGCGUAGCCGUCUACGAGUGGCUCAGUCCCUUCGGCCUCAAUCCCUGGGGACGACAACGGUCCAAGAACUUCAGCUACGGCUCAGCGUUGUGGGUCAUUUGGGGGCUGCUCUUCUCACACUUGGUCGCCUUCAAAGCCCCAAAGUCGUGGCCCAACAAAGUACUCAUCAAUGUGUGGGGUGCCUUCAGUGUUAUCUUCGUGGCCUCCUACACAGCCAACAUCGCUGCCCUCUUCGCCGGCCUCUUUCAAACCCGAGACCACCACGGCAGAAACAUCAUGUCGCUUCGGGUGGGGUCAGUUCGGGCAAGCUCCGCCGAGUACUACGUCUCCAAGAUCAAACCCGACCUCUGGGAACACAUGAAGCCAAACCUUGUUAAUGACUUCACCAAUGGUCUCCAACGUCUUCGGUCGGGCACGUUGGACUUGAUGGUGGGUGACUCGGCAGUGCUGGAUUACCUACGAGCCAACGACCCUGGCUGCACCCUGGCCCGACACGGAGAGGAUCUUGUGUCAGACACCUUCGCCAUCUCCAUGGGAAAGGGCUUCCCCCUCAGGGUGAAGAUCAAUACUAUUCUGGCGAGGUACUUGGCGUCGGGUCACCUGGACCACCUCAAGCACAAGUGGUACGGGGAGCUGCCUUGCUUCAACAGGAUCUCCGCGGAUUUGUACAAGCCGCAGGCUCUCGAAAUCAGCACGGUGGGCGGCGUGUUUCUCAUGCUCACCCUCGGCAUCGGGGUUGGUAUCUUCCUACUGUUCCUGGAGCAUCUCGUGUACCGCUACGCCCUGCCCACACUUAGGACCAAACCCAAAGAGUCUGUGUGGCGGAACAGAAACCUCAUGUUCUUCAGUCAGAAACUCUACAAGUUCAUCAACUGCGUAGAGUUGGUCUCACCGCACCACUCGGCCAAGGAGCUCGCCAACAGCCUCCGCACCGGCCAGAUCAUGGGACUGUUCCAGAAGUCCGUCAAGAGGAAGGAGAACGAGCAAAGGAGGAGGAGGAAGAGUAAAGCGCAGUUCUUCGAGAUGAUCCAGGAAAUCAGGAGAGUACAAAAGGAGGAGAGAGCGGAGCAGGUCAUCCCUCCGCCCACGUCAGCUACCAGCACCACGGUCACCGAGGAUUCCAGAAGAGGCGAGCCAACCCCAUUACACCCCCCGGAGGCUACUCCAGCUCCCCCGUCACCCUUCUCCACCACCACCACCGCCACCACCCAGGCGCCCAUCACCAUAGACUACCUCCCCGGGCCUAACCCCCAUGAAGACUCCGAGGGCAUCAUAGUGGUCAACAGUUCCGUUCCCUUGGGCUUGGUGGAGGAGCUCACCAGCAAAAUGGGCCACGAGGACGUGGAGAUAGAGGAGGAUUCAAGCUCAGGGAUACUCAUUUUAAAAGUCAGUGACCCCGAAGAAGCACUCGAGGCCAACACCUUUAAUCAACAAUUAGAGGACACGCAGACGUACAAAUUGCAAGACACAGCCGGGGAGUGCGGUGUGUGUACUUGCUCGGUUCAGGAAGGGGGAGUCACACGUCGAAAAGAAUCUGGUGGCUGUCUAAAUUGCCUCCAGCGGCAAGAUAGUGCUAGGAUAGCACGGAGAGCCGCUGAUGGUACCUGUUACCCCUGCAGUACCGUGGCCAGUGCCAGGGAAAACCCUCUGGGUGCUUAUCCGAUCAUGGCGGGGACAGCAAACGGUCUGCGUCAUCGCGGCAGCGUCCCUAACCCUCCCACCAGUCAUCUUCCUUCACCCUCUCUUCGCCCAGCCACCGCUCCCUCCACGGCCAUACCUUCCCCUGGAAUCAUGCAACAGGCAGACGUUCCAGAAAUUCUGGGGCACGCCACGAGAUCCUUGGAAGACCUGGAGGCUCGGACAAGACACUCCUUGGACGAGAAAAGUUACGAACGUGUUCGUCUGCUCCCUCUGUCGCAACAAACUGCAAUCCAGUCGUCUGGUUCACUGCAGCUAGUGGCGGCCCUCUCCCCAGGUCGAGAAAGGGUCAACUCUGAUCUCCUGCGUCACGUGAGCAAAGCUGACUUGUGGCAAUUGUGGCAGGACUCUGAAAAAGAACUCAGAGUUAGACUACGGCAAGCAGAGACUCAGCGAGACGAACUCCUCCGGCAAAUGUCCAAGUCAUCUCACAGGGAUCGUCACCCGCUGACUGAGGGCUCGAGUGAAGAGUGGGACAGUAAAUCUUUGGAAGACACGAUGGGAGACGCUAAGCAGCUUUAUGCAGCGGCACCUCAUGUGUCUAGACGUGUUGAAGAUAUAGGCGAGUUUCCAAGGACAGGAAGGAGGAUGAGCAGAGAGCGAAGACCAGAUGAGACGAGACUUAAAACCACUAGGAGAGAUUCUUCCACGACCCCGAGGAAGAAAAAGAGACAAAGAUCUAAGUCACAAGAUUACUUGGAAACAAGGAAAAGUACAGAAUCACUAGAGGAAAAGAAACUCUAUCCGAAAGUUGAGGAGCGGGUUGUCACACCACGCAAGCACAGCAGCAGGAGAAAAAGAGAUGGAAGCCAGGACCGCAGGACAGAGUCGGAAGAAGGCCCGACUCUACAGAAACAACGACCAGUAGUCCACUGUUCAUUCGAGGGUGCGAUUGACAGGCCUGAUUUAGUCGAUCCCCUGGGAGAGUACUGUUCCACGCCUCUCCCACUGCUGCGCUCCCUUCACCAACAAUCAAAGAGUGACAGUGAGAGGAACUACGCUUUCCUACAGUCCCUAACACCAGAGCGAAGAGACGAAAGACUGCCACACGACACCUAUGAUCACAUUCACCUGAAAACAUUCUGCAGAGAGAUGAAGGGAAGAGGGUGCGAGAGUGACGAGCAGACAGAGGAGGACAGUCGGCUUAAACAAUCCGAUGAGGAGAGGCUGUCGAUAAGGCGACGGCGAGGGUUGCAUCACGGAGUCAGCGGACACGUGGAGACUCAAACUCGGAGGCCCCGGGAGAGACAUCCAUCACGGGAGGCGUACGAGACCCCGCACAGGCGCGAGUCAUCACUCCAGAAAGAUACUAGGCAACAGCUGCACAGGAGACCGUACGAGCGAGAAGCUGCCAGGGAUCACACCAGUCCUUACUCAGGAAGCCAUCGGCAGCAGCAACCACCACCACCACUACAACAACAUGGCGUCCGAAGACACACAACUUACGACAGUUCGUCUGACCCGGAGGAUCCCAUUUACGCAGCGGCCCAGGUCCUGGAGGCUGGGUCGACGCGGGAGGCUCUGGGAAGGCGGCAACCCUCUCACCACCCUUACCCACGAGCCUACGAGGGAAGAAGAAGCGGAGACCGAAUGGAGGAUCGACGAAGCAGCGAAAGAAAAACAUUCAGGGAGACGAGGGAGCCGCCGUGAGCAUACCUCGGAGCGGCCCGCCUGGCUCCUCCACUCAUCUUCCUCACACACACAGCUCUCAUAGCAAGAUCAUCCUUGUUCCGUGCAUCUCUACUCAUCGCCAGUCAUGUUACUUGUUGAGAGAAGCAGCGAAUAUAACGCACAUCGUUUCUUACUACAGUUGUAAUACCGCUCAUAGUUUUCGCUCUGAUGACAACAGCAGCCAUUUUUUGCAAAGCAUUUACUUGUCCAGUUGUAUAUACGUGAUGGGAAUAUAGUGCGCUUAAUUUGAAUCACUUUGGUUUCGUGCUAUCUAGGCGGCAUUGUUCGUGGUGACUGAUAUAACAUGCCUUUACUAUGCAUUGUCCAAGUUCGUUGACAGCUUUGUAAACAAUUUCUUCUUACCAAUUACAUCAUCAUCAUGAUCAUUAUUAUUAUUGCUAUUAUUAUUAUUAUUAUUAUUAUUAUUAUUAUUAUUAUUAUUAUCACCAUCAUUAUUAUAUUAUAAUAUGGCGGUGGAGCCUUUCCCUCCCCACCUGACGCUCCUGCUUCCGGGCUGGAUCAGUCUUUAUUUAGCAACGUUCUAGUAAGUCCUUUGCUGCGGGAGCUACACAGGCUGUCUGGGUUUGCUAGGUCGGUCUGCGCGGCGGCCCAUUCUCUCCCCCGAACCCCGCCAGCCGACUUUAGUUAGACUUUUAAACAUCAUGGAGUUAGCAUGUUUUUUUCCUUCGUUGCUGACGCGUGACUUUUAUCGAGCAGGAGGAACGUAGUCGUGUGCAAGGUCAGGAGGCCUUAAACAAAAAGAAACAAAGAGAUGUGUCAAUAAUUCAUAAUUCGCCUCAAGCACUCAGUCGUGGGAGCGAGAGCAUGGGAGUGCUGGUGGUGGCUGGUACGGGUGUUCCCCUGAUAAUGGUAGUGAGUCUCCAAGAUAUCUUUUUAUCUCAUACUUUUAAGAUAAUCAUAAUCAAAUAAUGUAUAUAAAAAUACAGUAUUUUGCUCUACAUAUUUGUCAAGCGAGGGACAAUGAGGUCACUUGUAAAGCAGACAGCCUUCAAAAGCUUCCUAUUGAUCUGUACCUCCUGGACUAUGUGAAAGAAGUACUAGGCGGGGCUUUCCGUGUCACUCGCCUACCGCCGCUAUAGCCGGGCAAACCCCCCCACCCUCCAGCCCACCUGCUGACUACAUGGAAGGGACAACGAUAAGAUUAUUAAAAAAAAAAUGUUAAUUAUAUCAAAUCAAAAUCCUGUCCAGAUCUACAAUUCAUAAGAGGGAGUCAAGAGGCCAUGAACUUCCCCUCACCGACUGUCACUUGUUUCAUAUCGACUCUGAUGAGCCAGUGCUGGACACACGAGGCCGCUGAGGGUCUGCAUUAUAACAUCACAGUGUGACGUCACUCUUAAACUCAUUUUAGGAAAAGUAGAAUAUCGUUUCAUGCCAUUUAAAGGGAAGCUUCUAAAGGAAAAUCUUACAAAGUUGGUGAACGUUUGAACUACGGGUAAGCUGCAGGUGAAUACGAAACUUAGCAACCUGUCUAACUGCCAAGGCGUCAUGGAACGUUGCAGGCACUGUAGGUCACUGCUCUGUACGUCAGCCACUGAGGGACGGCUCCAAUUUUUCAUUAACUCUGUGAAAACAACGGACGAAUGUGAUGCAUUUCUGUAGAUCUCCACUUCUUACAUUUCAUCCUUCUAUUUUUCCUAUUUACAUGUCUUAGCACUCAUAUCUUACAACCCCUCUCUCUCUCUCUCUCUCUCUCUCUCUCUCUCUCUCUCUCUCUCUCUCUCUCUCUCUCUCUCUCUCAUCACUUAUAUUCUCCUAAUCCUCCAUUCAUUUGAUCUUCAUUUCCACAUCUGCUACCUUCCAUCUCUCCCUAUUCUUCUCAUUUUUACUUGUGCUCUCCUUUUUUUCCACUUCUGCCAUCAUCCUCAUCAAAUCAACUCCACUCUUCCAUUCACGUAAUCUUAAUCAUGACUCUUCAGGUUCGAUUAAUAGAAAAGUUAUUCAUUAUACUUUCCUUACCUAGCACUUACAAAAUCAGCCUCACUCUCCUUCAUGCCACGAUUCAUUACGUUCCCGUCACCCUUACUACUCACGCGCUUCUUAGGUAGUUAACAAGUACCUAUGUUUCUUACCUACACCAGUAUUCACGUUUCAUUUCCAGUCAUCUCCUAUAUUACUGUUAUUACACGUUCUUCAAAGAUUCACUCAUUUCCUGUCUCUCUUUGUUACCUAAUUCAUCCCUGCAUCCUAUUUCUCCCUCUCUAUCGUCCGCUGUCAUUCCCCGAAUGCUCAAGGGCGCGGUGGUGCGAGCUGAAGGAGACGUUAGGACUCUAGGUUGUUCUCACGUCCUCACCCUCGGCUGGCAUUCACCCUCAGUGGCCGACAAAGGGAGGAAUGAAGGGAAGUGUGGUUUGAAACAAUAAUGUAAAUUUAAAACAUACAAUCGCCUGAUAUAUUAAGUCGUUUUGUUCUGAUCAAGUGUCGUGUGGGUGACACAGGAACAAAGCAAGACUCAGAAAUGGACCAGUUACCGUGCAUUUAUUUUAGUCAUUUAUUCUUUUUCGUCCUGAACUUGUGUAAACUUUCGUCCAAUUUCGUGACGAAGAAACAUGUUAUUAUAACUGACUAUGUAGUGCUAUCAAAAUACAUAAGUUAAAAAACUCAUCCAACGUGACAUGGAUGACGUGAGUGUCUAUUUCGGUUAACUUCCUUGUGAAAUCAAAAACGUUAUUGCGGUAGUCGGACGCCCCAGCCACCCAGUCUGCGCCGCUCCCGGGGCGAGGCGACAACCUGCUCUAUGAAACUUGAUCCUCUCAAAACCUUUCUCUACACAGCAUAAUUUGUAUGAUUCUACAAAUAAAUAUACUUACAUACACAUUAUUAGAAUAGGUUUUUGAUAAAGCUUGUAGUACCGUACCUAAAUAUUAUGCGAGUGAAUUAUGUCUUUUAUAGCUGAAAUGAACGAAAAAUUUCAAUUAUCUUGGUCAUCCACCAUGAUGAACAGUUUCCUACGCUCCGGGUCUUGCCUCUCCCAGUCGGACUUCUUCACGAGAUAAUCAAAAUGCAGUGAAUACCCUGACUGAGAAUCAAUAUUUUUGGUGCAUACUCUACUUGCCUUCACAAACAUUCCCUUCCCAGCCCCAUGAGUGCCACCCUGCCCGCCAACCAAGCUAACAUUACACGCGUGCCUGCAGGAAAUACAAAUCACACAGAAAAUACAUGAGAAUUAUGCAGAUGAAUGAAACACGAGUUUUUUUUCGCUAAUAAGUAAACAACUAAACAAAAAGUAAUCAGUCACAAUCUGAUUUGCUCCACACCCAAUGGCAAACAGGUGACUGAUUAAGCAGGCAUUCGUUAUAUAGGGUCAUCCGGAAAAGCUACAAAAGAAAAAUUUUCCCUAAAUAGUGAAUAUAGUUUUAAAAAAUCCAAGCCAAGUGUCUGUCCAUCGCGCGAGGUGCGAACAAUGACAAGGAAUUUCUGGGUCCAGCUCAGUGGCUCAAACCUUGGAAUGCACAACCCUGCGUCCUCUCUCACACGUCGAGGUGGGGCUGGAUCAUGUGUGGCCUGUCCUUGUUAGUCGUGCUGUCGUAUUAGGCACCAUCGUACUGGUUUUCCUUAUUUUGGACUUUCAAAACAACCUGACAAACCUUGGAAGCGGAUGACCAAAAGAUUUUGUUGUGAAAAUAUACAACGUUUGAGUGCAGCUACUAUAUUUAGAAUCUUCACCAGUGUUAUUUCCACUCCACUACCUGAGCGGAGUGAAGCCAAACAAGCAACAAUAAUGACGCAGGAAUCCUGAAGCUGCUCCUCCCUGGCUCCUACAGUCGCCCCUCCACCACACUAAUCAUGCCCACUGGGAGCCGAGAGCCUGGCUGUCUCUGCAACACUAGUGAAGUUACUAACUCUCCUAUCUAGCAUGUUUUAGUUUGUCCUGUUUUGAUACACACUGCUUUGGGUCUCUGUGGCAGGGAGGAGGAUCACAAGAUGAGUGCGAGAGGCAGCGUCUCCUGCCGGGCGUUGGUGAUGCCAGGACUCGACACAAGACCACGGCACCGGAGCAGAUCAAUCGCAGAGAAUCGGAUUUUCUCUCAACCCUCGAGGAGCAGAUAAGCUGGCAAAUCAGGACGCAGGAGUCUGCUAUGCCUCCUAAGUCCCUAGAGCGCAUGUGCAAAUGAUCCACGAGUGUCACGACGCUGAAACUUAACAAAUGCAAGUCUCCUUCCACCACAAGUCCUGAAACGAUUUUCCUCACAAAUAUUUGGAAGCUCGAGGCAGCUUCUAUUUAUCGUUUGUAGGGGACGAGUUUGUAUACUACGCGAAAAAGGAAAAAAAUGUCCUUUUUUAUAUUACCAGGGGCGUUAACGGUGUUCCUUUUUGCUAAUGCCAAUCAAUAUUAGGCCUUUGGUAAGAGGCCCAGAGGCCUCCGGCACACCCGCGCGGAAGGUAUUAGGCUCAUUCUUCUGUGUCCGCUGCAACGCUUUAUAGACUUAGUAGUUAACUAUAGAUAUAAAGAAAACUAUAUAUCGACUUGUCUCUUGAAAAUGGGAGGAAAUUAACUCAGUCUCAUACAGUUAGGUUGUUUAUUGUUGAUGUACAUAACAUACAUGGUUAUUUCGCAAACAAAUAAAGUUUCAUGACGAACUGAAAUAUCUAA